AAGGGCGUCUGCAUUAAUGCUCCUCAUUUACUUUGAAUGGGUGACAUCAUACGUUACCAAACUGAAUUGUGCAUUCUGUUGCAUUGCUUGCGGCAGAAAUUGAAAAAUUUUCAACUUUUCCAGCGCCAACACGGGCGUGAGCCAAUCAGAUCGCCUUAUGCAAAUACCCUAGAACAGGCGCUAGCCAAUUGCGUUCAUGCAACACCGGAAAGAAUCAUCGUUUACUCACUGAAGAUUAAAUCAUACGGGUUUGGAAUGACAUGAUGGUGAGAAAAUAAUGUAAAUAAUGACAAUUUUCAUUUUGGGAUGAGUUAAAUCUAGUUAAACCUCACUAACUGACUAGUCUGUUGUCAGAUGACUAGUCAACCAUGCUGACACAUUUCUAAAACACUGCUCAAAACUGGUCCUAAUCCUUCCACGUGAACGUCAUGCAUCUUGUCUUUCUUUUUCCCCUCAUUCAUCUGUAAUCCAUCAGCCCCUGAAGCUCAAAGUCCGACAGCCGUUUCAGACGGGUUUCCUGCCAUUAUUGUGGCAUGUGUAGCAGUGGAAGUGUUUUAAUGGGCUCUUCUGUGUCUUCACUCAGGUCUGUGGAUUUAUUGAAACCGUGUCCUGGGGGUUGUUUCUGUGCUGAUGGGUCACUGUGGGUCAGGUUUGCUCUCAGAGGGCCGUUUGAGAAAGAAUCAUGUCAGAUCCUGUUAAUUCCUCCCUCUGAAACCCUGCGGUUGUGAAGUGAGCGAGUGUGUGUGUUUGGUUUAAUUGUUUCAGUGGCAUGCAUCUGGCAGCACUGGUCGAAGCAGACUGGGCAGAUUUCCCUCACACCCCUUCAAAACACAAACCCUCCUGCGUUCUGAUUGGCCCUUCGUGCCGCCCGGGUCUGCGUGGGUGGGUUGGGCUUAGAAGGUUUGAAACAGGAAAUGAAGAAACAUUUGUGCAAUGAGAGGAGUCGCUCUGUGGGUGUGCUGGGAUAUUCCUCUGUCAUUCGGACUUCGGACGGUUGAGAUCUCCUCACACCAGAUGAGGGAAGAUGUUGGCCAUGGAUCAAGGCGUAGUGGAGGAGUGGCUGUCUGAGUUUAAGACUCUUCCAGAGACGGCCGUCUCCAACUAUGCCGCCUCUCUGAAGGACAAGGGCUCUCUGGUUCCAGCGCUUUACAAAGUUAUACGGGAAAAUUACAGUGAUCUGCUGGAGCCGGUGUGUCAUCAGUUGUUCGAGUUUUAUCGCAGUGGUGAGCCGCGUCUUCAGCGCUUUACGCUGCAGUUCCUUCCUGAGCUGGUGUGGAGUUACCUGUCCGUCACGGCCGGCCGAGACCCGCACUGCAGCGGCUGCAUCGAGGCCCUUCUGCUCGGCAUCUACAACCUGGAAAUCGUUGAUAAAGACGGGCAGAGUAAAGUGCUGUCGUUCACCAUCCCUUCCUUAUCCAAGCCGUCGGUUUACCAUGAGCCGUCUUCCUUUGGCUCUCUGGCCUUGACGGAAGGAGCCUUAGCCAAUCACGGCUUGAGUCGAGUGGUUUACAGCGGCCCCCACCUGCAGCGAGAGACAUUCACGGCACAGAACAGGUUUGAAGUCCUGACGUUUCUGCUGCUGUGUUAUAAUGCGGCUCUGAGCUACAUGACCAGUUCAUCCCUGCAGUCUCUGUGUCAGCUCAGCUCCAGAGUGUCUAUCUGUGGGUAUCCAAGGCAACAGGUGCGGCGGUAUAAAGGCAUCAGCGCGCGGCUGAUGGUCACGUCAGAGUUCCUGGUGCAGCUCAUCACGGGGAUUCAUUUCGCACUGUGUAACGGUGAAGUGGACCUGGGCUCCAAGGCUCUGGAUGAUGUGCUGUACCGCGCACAGCUGGAGCUCUUCCCAGAGGCCCUGCUGGUGGGAAACGCCAUCAAAUCGUCUCUUCACGGCGCUACUCUGAAGUCCAAUAAAGAGGGAACUCGCUCCAUCCAGGUGGAAAUCACGCCCACGGCCCCUCGGAUCUCCCGGAACGCCGUCACCAGCCUGUCUAUCCGAGGUCAUCGCUGGAAACGCCACGACGCAGUGGAUUUGGGUUCCCCGGAUGAGCUGACGGAGAUCGCGGAGGUGGACGAGGGCAUCUGCACGCAGGCGUCCGGCGGCCAGGGCAGCCCGCCGACCAUCGUGAUCAGCAACAGCGCCGGGAAGCCGGCGGGAAAGGGUUUGCGUCGCCUGACUGGAAGAUCCAGCAAAGACAAGGAGAAAGACAAGGAUAAGGAGAAGGACGCGGCCACGGGCAUGGAUCAGCUGACGCGCAAGCAGGCGGCCGUCCGCGCCAUGAGCGAGAACCUGGAGCUCCUGUCACUCAAACGCCUGACGCUGACGGCCAGCCAAUCGGUGCCUAAGAGCGGUUCGCUCAGCCUGUCGCGCACCGCCAGCGCCGUCUUCUCGCGCUCCUUCGAGCAGGUCAGCAACGUGUUCGCCGCCGCCACUGGCAACCAGCCGUCCAGCCGCGCGUCCAGUCCCACGUCCAAUCACGUUCCCGAAGGUGGCCUGCAAGACGAGGGCGUGGCCUAUUUGGAGCACCUAAGCCCCGCCCACCAACAUCGGCAGCGCUCGCCCACCAUCAGUAUCCACGUGACCUCUGACCUGUGACCCUAAACUUUGGUUUCUGACUACAGUAAUGCGACUCUAACACAUACAGACGUGGCGCUGCUGCCAUCAUGUGGCACAAAACUGCACCUUACAGGAAGUCUGUCUGUUUUUUUUCCCCUACAGUUGUGUAUAAUUACCAAAGUCAUGUAUUUUUGAAGUAAGUGUUUUUAAAAAAAAAACUUUAACUUUUUUCCCAGUUUGUUCCUGAAGUCGAUCCAUGAAGUUUACACGUGAUUUAUGAGCUGUAUUGUGUUUUUUUUUAAUGCUGUAUCUGUUUUGGGAGCGUCUGAGAGAAGAUCACACAUACUGAACCGUAUUGAGAUUUGUGUGAUUUUUAUGUGUGCGUUCGCAGCCGUUCCCCUCCUCUUUGUAUCCCAGCAUGCACUGGGCUUGAAGCGAAGCCAUCAUUUCACACCGUUUCCAUGGGAAUUUGGAUGCUCGGUUACAAAACCCGAGUGGAAAAUCUGGUGGACUUGAGACACCAAAACAAACAGUAGUCGUCUUCGUUUACAGCGUUUUUCAUGCGGUAUUUGAAAAGCAAUAUGGUUAUUGUUUGAGUUGCUGUAUGUGAGGAUGCGUAAGGCCAUAAGAGAUGCUGUGACACGCGGCAGAUGAGGAACGUGUGUCAUACUGAUGUCAUGCUUUCAAUGCAGAGACCCAGAAAACAGUGUGAUUAUAAGCCAGAAAUCAUUUCUUCAUAUUAAAAUUAAAGAUAAAUCAAUGUGAUUUUUUUUUUUUUUUUUUUUUUUUGGACUAAUUAUAGUUUUUUUUUUUCAUUGGUACAUCACUUGCAUCAAUAUUUAUCUGGUUUUAUUGUUGUUUUUUUGUUUUUUUAGGAAGACAUCUCAUUGGGAAAUGUUUUUGAAGACAUUUUUCUGGUCAUAAUGGUUUGUGCUUUUAAUUUGAAGUGGGUCAUCAGUAACAGUGGUUGUGUCUGUAUUCAGAUUAUUUUGAGAAUGUGAAUAUUUUGUUGUGAACUGUAAAUAUUAUUGUACUAAAGUCUUUUUUUUUUUUGCCUUUCAUCAAAGAAAUAACAUGGUUACAGUCUCUGAAAAUAAAGAUUUCUAUUUCA
Molecule: messenger RNA, 3662 nt
Organism: Megalobrama amblycephala (Wuchang bream)
Lineage: Eukaryota; Metazoa; Chordata; Actinopteri; Cypriniformes; Xenocyprididae
Gene: hycc1
Product: family with sequence similarity 126 member A
Exons: 11
Coding region: 1025-2590 (521 amino acids)
Biological process (GO): protein localization to plasma membrane; phosphatidylinositol phosphate biosynthetic process
Cellular component (GO): plasma membrane
Source: RefSeq, a predicted model, not a curated record